Molecule: messenger RNA, 1230 nt
Organism: Branchiostoma belcheri (Belcher's lancelet)
Lineage: Eukaryota; Metazoa; Chordata; Leptocardii; Amphioxiformes; Branchiostomatidae
Exons: 7
Coding region: 1-1230 (409 amino acids)
Source: RefSeq, a predicted model, not a curated record
AUGGCGACCCGAGAGGGGGACGUUUUCGAGACACAGGCGGCCAUCCAGCUCGACACGUGGACUGAGAUACGGGUUGUAGGAUCAUAUGAAGGAACGACACUCAUCGUAGGAGACUCCGAGUACGUGGGCGUGAAUAUCGCGUCUUUCGAUGAACUGACGUACGACAACGAAACGACACUGAUGAUAGGGAGAGAUUCUGAGAAAGCGUGUCCAAUACCAGGCUACCAUCCGUUCAACGGAAUUUGCUACAAGAACUUUGCUGAGAAGAAGACGUACGUAGAAGCUCGGCAGAGGUGUGCGGAAGACGGAGGGUUGUUAGCCAUGCCGAAAGACAGUGCGGUCAACGACUUCCUCUUCUAUCUGGGAGACGAUCAUCGCUGGCUUGGCAUAACGGACAUCAACAUCGAAGAAACUCACCCAGUAGGCCUUUGGCCAUUAAACGCGGUGUCUGGCGCAUUGGAUGAAACGGGAAACGGAAAUGACGCAAUAGCAACAGGAACACAGUUGACUUCUGGUCCGUUUGGAGACGCGGACGGGGCGUUCCUGUUUGCAGGGACCGCGGGUUCGUACCUCGACAUCCCCAACAACGGCAAGCUGGACGUGCGCUACGCCUACACCAUACUGGCCCACAUCUACCCGACUGGUCCACGCGGGCCCAUCUUCCACUACCGCACCAACACCAACGCCCCCUAUUUCGACCAUGGUGUCCAUUUUUGGCAGGUUGUGACAGGACAACUAUUCAACCGGGUCAUAGAAAGAGGAAUGUCAUAUCACACUUCACCUGUUGUCGUCGCGGACGUACUCGUACAAAAUGCCUGGAACUACGUGGGUGGAUCCUACAACAGUGUCACGGGAAUGGCAUCCCUCUGGUACAACGGUGAAUUCGUCGGGGAAACAUAUGCUGGGUAUUCGGAACUGGAAACUCAGGCGGCUAUUCGGGUAGCGAUGCGGGAAGUCGCAGACACUCGGUAUUUUGCUGGCCGGAUAGCCUGUCUGCAACUGUACGACUUCGCCAUGACUCAAGCACAGGUUGAAGCAGCAAGAUAUAAGUGCAAACCUAGAGAUAAGGACACCAUUCAACCAAGCCUGGCGAUCGCAGACUUUCAGUUCAAAGAAUACGCUCUAACUCCUAAGCAGCUGAGGACCAUUGAUUCUUACCUAGGUAAUACACCAUAUGGCAUGCUAGGGAUCAAUUUUGCUUUGGACUUUACCUUCCAAUGGAGGAUAUGA